AUGUCGUCAGGAUCUAGUGAUACGGGGCACUCUGACGGCGUUUCAGCGUUUGGUUCUGAUGGCUCUACCAUAAGACAUUCUGAAACAUACUUUUCUGGUGUCGCCAGCGGAGAUUCACAGUCACCAAUUACUUCCAGAGAUUCGUCAUAUCUUUCAAACGAUGCCAGCGGUUUCAUACCACCUGUCCCAACAGCGUUACAUGGGACUAUGUCUGGUGAUAAAAAAACUAUUAAAUCUCAAAGUUUCGACAGUACGAACUUGUCCAGUGGUAAACAAAAUACGAUCAGCGAAAAUAUAGCGGAUGGAAAUUUGGUUUCAACAGAAUAUCGCGGAGCGGCUGAGGUUAUUGGUGGAACUGGUGCUCGGAAAUCAGAGUUACGUACUGAAAAUAGCAACACAUUUAAUAAUGAAAUAUCUGGUAAUAUUGGUGACGCUGGUGCACGGAUAUCUGGAUUACACGCUGAAAAUAGCAUAUCAAACAAUGAAAUGUCUGGUAUUAGUGGUGAUGCUCCUGCCUGGAUACACACUAAAAAUAUCAUCAGCGAGAAUAAAGUUGUGUCUAAUACUAUUAGUGAAGCUAGCGCACGGAAUCUUGGUCCUGGUCUUAGUAACGUCGUCAACGGAAGUGUGACCGCCAACGUAAGGCCCGAUGCAACUUUAAGCCCCGAAGGACAUAUGGUUAGAAAUAAAGACAACGAAAUCGUUGUUCAAAAUUCUGCAAAUCAUCAGUUCAUCAAGCCAGCUGACUCAGUUACGUAUCAGACAGACCGUGCUGCGGCAACGGAUGUACGAUCAUCAGCUACAGGUUAUUCUCCAGAGAUCACAACGACCACUAACACUGGUAAUAGAGGGUGGCAACAUUCAUCUACGUUCCAAUCCACGUCAUUUGUUACUUCUGAUAACAGCCACUCUGAUCCCUCUGUAACGAAUGGCGGAGAGUAUAUUACAAUGCAACCGGACUUGGCUGGAUCUGGCGUGAAAAGAUUAACGCAUUCUAGUUUCCAACAACCAGGUUCAGCUACACACCUAUCCAGUAAUGUGGUUUCAAACGGCUUACAAGAAAAUAUACAAGAUAGUACAUAUACGAACACUAUUCAUGAGUCCAGUACGGCAGGUUCAGUCGAUCCACCGACCACUGACAAUGCAGUGAAAGCUACUGAAUUUACCAAGAUGGCGUCUGGCAAGCAGGUAUCAACACAGAUGGUGAGAGUUGUUGACGUACCGAACGAGAUCCGAGAGCCACCAGACAUGGCCAAUCCGCCGGACUUCAACCAGCCAACGACAUCGGGGGCUUUAUUACACCGCGGCGAGCAAAACAGUGUUGAUAUGCAGUCAUUAGUAGCUUUUAGUGGAAUUCAAAGUACAACAGAUACUACCCAUCAACAGGAUACAACUGGGAGUACCUCAACGACUGGUGGAUUCAACAUGGCGGGAGAGAACAUGUCCAAUACAGGCGAAUAUCAAUCAAUGACUACAAGUGAUGUGCAUUCCUCCAUUAACACCGAAACAGGCGCCAGUGCUGCAGGUACAGGGGAUAUUCAUAUCAAUUACGCCGGACUUGGAACAGCUACUGCAUCAAGUAUUCCAGGCGACCGACCCUCGGAAACACUAGUGAAAUCUUCGGGUAACCAGCAUAAAGUGGACAUGGCCUCUCUAGAAGCACUGACAGAGGUUCGUAGUGUUAUGGAAACGCACCAUAAAGAUAUUACAGCCCAGAAUGAAGGAAUGGACAAAACUCAUAAUAACCCGGAGGUUUUCAUAGAUUCCCAUGUAAUGAAUUCUCAUGGGAGUGUCGACUCUCGAACUGGCGAUACUCAUAGCAUUGUAAACACUGACGCCGUCACACCAGGUGAUCAGCUGGCAACCAAUCAGCAGACGUUUGUUGACUAUCAUAGCAUGACCACUAAUGGCUCAUUUAUGAACACUUGGCCGGCUGACACCCAUAAUAGUACCAACUCCGCCGACCACUUGUCCACAAAUCAACAAACCUUUGUAGAAUAUCAUGAUGCGACUUCUGUUGGUACUAAUAACAAUAUGAACACCGGUGCAGUUAAUUAUCAAAUGAACAGAAACACGGGUUUACCAGCCGAUCAUUUGUCGUAUAAUCAACAGACUUUUGUAAAAUACCAAGACGCGACAGCCAAUGGUGCUCAUAUAGAUAUGAAUGCCGGUACAACCGAUUCCCACCUGAAUUCGAACACGGGUUCACAAGCCGACCAUGUACUUUCUAAUCUACCGAAUGUGGUAGAAUAUCAUGAUGCGACUACGAGUGGCACUCGCAUGGAUAUGAACGCCGGUACAUCCGAUUUACAAAUGAAUACAAACACUGGUGUACAUGCCGAUCAUAUGUCUACCAAUCCAGAGACCAUUGUAGAAUAUCAUGAUGCCACUACAAGUGGCGCUCAUUUGGAUAUGAACGCCGGUACAGCGGAUUCACAAAUUAAUACAAUGACGGGUUCACAGGCCGCCGAGUAUACGCCAUCUACUCAAACAAAUAUUGUAAAAUAUCAUGAUGGAUCUAUGGGUGGUAUUCAUACGAACACGGAGACAGUCAAUAUAGGGACUUCGUCCCCGGAUACAUCACCUGUGUUGGAUAGAUACACAACUGUCGAUUCCAGAACUGUUCAAAACUCUGACCCAGUUAUCCAGAACUUGAUCGACGUCCCUGCUUCUGAUCCGAAACGCUCUCUACAGGAGGGAACUAUGAAUGAAGUAAGCAUGACAAAACUCAGCAGUGAAGCGUCUGUUCAGCAUCCAGAGCAUUUUAUAGAUACAGGCAAAUCUAUCAGUUAUAUAGACAAUGUCGAAUCCAAUACUCCUACUGAAAAAGUUGGUGGGGGAAUGAAUACAAACAACGUAAAUACGUGGUCUACGCACACGAUUACACAAGUUCAUAAUUCAGCCGACACGUCACAAGGCCAAGGAGGUUCCGCAAAUGAGCUAGAUGUAUCCACAGGAAACGGAGCUGGCUCUAUCCCCACCGAGAAAACUAGUUUCCAUUCAGGGACAGAUAGUACUAGUCAUGGCAAACGUCCGAGUCACGCCGAAUCGACAUAUCAGCAAACAGACAUGAUAUCUGGACACGGAACAGAACCAGGUGGCAUCUUACAGACGACCCAAUACCAACGGGAUGCGAACAGAGUUGAUACGGAGUUCACACAAACAUCAUCAAAGCUAGGAGGUACGUUGUCAGGUCAGAGUCUUGAUACCGGCCUCGUAGAGCCCAGUAUGAACCCGGGUCAGGCCUUGGAAACCAACACCAGAGACUCAUCACACCGCCAAAAUGUCGUGGCGUCUGGACAUGUCGUCAAUACUGGUCCUGAGGAUUUAUCUCAAAAGACUGUAGCGUCUGGAAGGGGUGUUGAUUCGGGUCUUGUAGAAAUAUCCCAUUACAAAAUGGACCUCACAUCUGGGAAUAGCGUUGAUGUAGGACCUACAGAAUUGCCACAGCAAGGUGGCCCGAUGAUUGGUGACACCGGUACCAACGCCAAUGCUGGCCAUGUAGAUACGAGCAGUGCAUAUACCACUGAUUUUACUAUGGCUCAGGGAAAUGGGAAUACGGUGGAUAGAAUAAUGACGUCUUCAUCUAGUGUUUCAGAUACACAGACGAAUGUCGAAUACGGAUCGAACAAUAUACCGUUAUCGGAUAACAUUCAAAGACAGGCAGUUGAUAUGGCUUCUUUAAAUGCUCUGACAGAAGUUCGGAGCACCACUGGCACAUCUGGUACUGGUAUGGCGACAGAAAGUCCAUUCUCCAAUACCGAAGAACCACGGAACACACAGUAUGAUACAGGUAAUCAAUUUGAAACGACAGGUACAAGAACGACUCAAUUCGAGACAGUGGAAACGCUUAGUGGUCAAUUCGACACAACAGGAACACACACUGGCCAAGCUGAAAGUUUGGGAACAACUAAUAGUAAGAUGGGUGGACUAUCGGGCAAGCAUCUUGAAACAACAGGGACACAUGUUUCUCAAUUUGAAAGGACAGGAACGCCAACGAAUCAUUUCGAAAAUACAGAGUCAAAAACAAGUAAUUUUGAAAGUGCUGGAACGACCAGUAAUCUCUUGCAAUCGGGAGAGAUGUUGGGCAUUGAUACAACAACUGGAACACACGUGUCACAAUUCGAAUCGACAGGGACGUCCACAAGUCAUCUUGACAAUACGGGAGUACAGACAAAUCAUCUGGCAAAUUUUGGAACAGCCAACAACAUAUUACAGACAGGCGGAAUGUCGAACAAUCAGUAUGAAACAACAGGAACGACGUCCCAAUUUGAAGCUGCUGGAACACCAAGAAACCAGCUCGACAAAACCGGAGCACCAGUAACUCAGUUUGAAGCAAUACCUACCGAACAUUACGUUCGAUCACCAAGUGUUACAGAUACAGGGGAGGCCAUUAGUUCCCAUUUCGAUACUCACUACAAAAUUCCGGGAGUGGACGAGCAGUUAAAGGAUGGUAAUUCUGUUUCCAUGAAUUUUGGCAACACCGUAGAGUCAGUUGCAAUGUCUCCGGAUACAACAAAUGCAGGGAAUAACUUGGAUAUGCAAUCACAAUUGGGAAAUAAUGAUGCAAUGAUCACGCCAGAGUCUCAGAGAGUUACAUCACAUACAUCCGGCCAUCAGACCGACCCUUUAACAGAUCAGACACUACCCGGUACUUACGUCGCAUCAGAUACCAUAACACUGAGUGACCAGGAUGCUAUGACUAUAUAUACACUGAUCAAGCAACUAAUUGACCGGGCUGGUCGACCUGACCUUGUUCCUGUUCUUGACUCCAUUAUUGCCAGCGGAAAAGAUAUCGAUCGCUCCAGAUUGAUGUCUUUCCUAGAUACAAUAAGUGCACUGGUUAACAGAAGUCAGCUUCUUACAAUCACAAAUAUUAUGACAUCUGGUCGUAGUGGUGGAAAUAACCAAUUGGCUACUGUCGGAAACAGCCAAGCAAAUACAAGACAAACUGGUGCCGACACUGUGGUAAUGCAUUCGACUGGGGAUAAAUCUAGUAAGUUUGACAUUGUUAAUAACUCAGGUGGGUCGUCUGGAUCAGUCGUGACGACUGUCACCAAUCAUUUUGACCAACAAAGUUCCAGCGGUCAGCAAGCAAAUACAGACAUUGGCUCCACUGUGAUAUCAGGUGAUCAGGGUAUUGGCAAAUCAAACGCGGUUGCUUUUUCCAGUUCUGGAAAUACUAAUACACUUAAAACAGCAUAUGACACGUUAACAACCGACGCGAAUAUUGGCCGGUCAUCACAGGGACAUGCUGGGGAUGUCGGUAAUACAGAAAUAGCAGGUUCACAUACAUCAAUCAUAUGGGAAUCCUCAAAUGGGAACGUCGAAAAACAGCCUACGAGACAUACUUCAAACACUAUAACAUCCAAUUACCUCCCUACGGACUCACCCGGAACCGGAACUGGAGUUGAUACUACUCUGUCGGCAAUGCAUACUUCAUUUCAGUCAUCAACGUCUUCAGGUACAGCUACAUCAAAUAGCGAUGUAGAUAUUGGAAAGGUCGGCAACAAUUUCAUGUCCUCUAAUUCAUCCUUCGAAUCCUCAUCAACGGCAUCUGGUAACAACAUUGUUCCAAAAGAAAGAGAGACUUUCGUAAUUACUGGUAGCAGAUCUCAAACAGAAGAAACCGCUAGAACCACUUACAUUCCAACAACUAACAAUGUGCUAGGGAAUGAACAUCAGUCGACCACGACUAUAACAUCAACUAAGGGUAUUCAGGGAAGCAAUGGUCAGGUAACUUCUGAACCAAAUACUUUUUACACAACGCCAUCCGGUUUCAAUGCCGAGACUGCGUCUGAUGCUGGUAAUGUUAAUUCCGUAUAUGCACACAAUAAUUUCCUUCUACACAAACCUGAAUCGCCGGUUGGUACCGUUCCUGGUUCUAUGAGCAUAAUAGAGUCUAAAGGCACGGAUUUCGUCACUCACGACCUACCCCGGGGAGGCGGGUUUGUCGCUGUUGACAAAAGUCGUGUCGACGGAAACAAAUUGGUUGUCCCGGGAGCGCCAGAUGCAUCUCUUAGGACAGGAGUUGAUCAUUUCCUUGAAACACAAAGAGCGAUAAAUUCAUUGGAUUCAUUUACCUCAAAUAGUAGGUUAAAUACCGCGUCACCGUCGAAGGAGAAUUAUAUUGGAAUGACUGCAACAGGUAAUAGCGAUACCAUAUCCGGUGUUCAAGACGGGCAAUUUACCACUUUGUUCGAUGAAACUAGUUCCGGAGGCCAUACAAGUAAAAUCGGAAUCACGGGCGAAUCAACUUAUGUAAAUACUGGUGGUAAUUCACACAUACGGGGGUCUGGAUCAGUUGUCACCGAACAGUCAUCAAGUACAAGUGGAAAUGUAGGCAUACAUCGAUCACCGGCUCUCUCCUCCCAAACAGUUGAUUCCUUGGGAACAAUAGAAACUAGUCCAGUAGGUGGAAGUCAAUUUAAUUCCCGAUCAACACAAACGGAAACCGCAAUUCAAUAUCAUGGUGGAUCGACGCUGACAGAUAGUGGAAGUCAACUCGUCGGUGGAUCAAAAGAAACAGAAACCGGAAGUCAGUAUCAUGGUGGAUCGACGCUGACAGAAACAGUUAGUCAACUUGAUAGCGGAUCAACAGGAACAGAAACCGGAAGUCAAUACCAUGGUGGAUCGACGCUGACAGAUAGUGGAAGUCAACUCGUCGGUGGAUCAACAGGAACAGAAACCGGAAGUCAAUACCAUGGUGGAUCAACGCUGACAGAAACUGUUAGUCAACUUGAUAGCGGAUCAACAGGAACAGAAACUGGAAGUCAAUACCAUGGUGAAUCGACGCUGACAGAAACAAAUAGUGGAAGUCAACUCGUCGGUGGAUCAACAGGAACAGAAACCGGAAGUCAAUACCAUGGUGGAUCAACGCUGACAGAAACUGUUAGUCAACUUGAUAGCGGAUCAACAGGAACAGAAACCGGAAGUCAAUCGACGCUGACAGAAACAGUCAGUCAACUUGACGGCGGAUCAACAGGAAUUGAAUCUGGAAGUCAAUACCAUGGUGGAUCGACGCUGACAGAUAGUGGAAGUCAACUCGUGGGUGGAUCAACAGGAUCGGAAACCGGAAUUAAAUAUCAUGGCGGAUCGACACUGAAAACAACAGCAAGUCAACUUUUCGAUGAAUCAACAGGAACAGGAAAUCAACUAGUCGGCGGAUCAACAGGACCAGAAACCGGAAGUCAAUAUCAUGGUGGAUCGACGCUGACAGAAACAGUCAGUCAAAUGAACGGCGGAUCAACAGGAAUUGAACCUGGAAGUCAUUACCAUAGUGGAUCAACGCUGACAGAAACCGUUAAUCAACUUGAUAGCGGAUCAACAGGAACAGAAACCGGAAGUCAGUACCAUGGUGGAUCGACGCUGACAGAAACAGUCAGUCAAAUGAACGGCGGAUCAACAGGAAUUGAACCUGGAAGUCAUUACCAUAGUGGAUCAACGCUGACAGAAACAGUCAGUCAACUAGUCGGUGGAUCAACAGGAAUGGAAUUUGGAAAUCAAUACCAUGGUGGACCGACGCUGACAGAUAAAGGAAGUCAUCUCGUCGGUGGAUCAACAGGAAUGGAAACCGGCAGUCAAUACCAUGGUGGAUCGACGCUGGCAGAAACAGUAAGUCAACUCGACGGCGGAUCAACAGGAUCAGAAACCGGAAUUAAAUAUCAUGGCGGGUCGACACUGAAAUCAACAGCAAGUCAACUUGUCGGUGAAUCAACAGAAACCGGAAAACAACUAGUCGUUGGAUCAACAGGAAUUGAACCUGGAAAUAAUAACUAUGGUGGAUCGACGCUGACAGAAACAGUCAGUCAACUAGUCGGCGGAUCAACAGGAAUGGCAUCUGGAAGCCAAUACCAUGGUGGAUCGACGCUGACAGAUAGUGGAAGUCAACUCGUCGGCGGGACAACAGGAACAGAAACCGGAAGUCAAUACCAUGGUGGAUCGACGCUGAUUGAAACAGUUAGUCAACUCGAUGGCGGAACAACAGGAAUUGAAUCUGGAAGUCAAUACCAUGGUGGAUCGACGCUGACAGAUAGUGGAAGUCAACUCGUCGGUGGAUCAACAGGAACAGAAACCGGAAGUCAGUAUCAUGGUGGAUCGACGCUGACAGAAACGGUUAGUCAACUUGAUAGCGGAUCAACAGGAAUUGAAUCUGGAAGUCAAUACCAUGGUGGAUCGACGCUGACAGAUAGUGGAAGUCAACUCGUCGGUGGGUCAACAGGUAUGGAAACCGGAAGUCAAUACCAUAGUGGAUCGACGCUGACAGAAGCAGCAAGUCAACUCGACGGCGGAUUAACAGGAAUUGAAUCCGGAAGUCAAUACCAUGGUGGAUCGACGCUAACAGAAACAGUAAGCCAACUCGUCGAAGGGUCAACAGGGACCGGGAGUCAGUUUAAUGGUGGGUUAGCUCAAACGGAAACAGGAAUUCAAUAUCAUGGCGGGUCGACAAUGACAGAAACAGGAAAUCAACUCGACGGCGGAACAACAGGAACUGAACCCGGAAGUCAAUAUCAUGGUAGAUCGACGCUCACAAAAACAGUAAGUCAGCGGUUCGGCGGACCAACAGGAACUGAAACCGGAAGUCAGUAUCAUGGUGGAUCGACUCUGACAGACACGGGAAAUCAACUUGUUGGAGAAUCAAUAGGAACCGUACAUUCAUCAAGUACAAGUGGAAAUGUAGACACAGUUCAAUCGCCGGCUCACUCCUCCCAAUCAGUCAAUACCGUGAGAUAUACAGAGGAAACCAGGACAGUGGCCGAAGGUAAAUCACCGAGUGGUUCGGGUGGUUCAACAUUGGUCGAAUCUGCAGAUCUAUUAAAUAGUGGGAAUCGGCUUCCUGUAAGUGCACCCCUCACAGAUCAGCGAGGCGACUCAGUACUGUUUGAAACGGGAAGCCAGCAGAGUAUCGAAUCAACAAAAACAGAUACAGGAAAUUCGGCUCAAGGACAACCACAAGUAGCACUAAACGAGGCUAAUAGGGUCUCAAUUGAAACUCGACGAGUAAGUGUAAGUGGGAAAAGUGCUUUGCCAAAAACGGAGGCGUUUAAGUCACAUAUUUCUUCCGAUGUUGGGGGCACAAUGCACGAUACCUUGGCCAGUGGCAAUGCCGUGAUGCAAGAACACUCCCUUUUCACGGGCAACGGUGGCGGCAUAGCAGACAUGAAUACAAACAUGUUGGAGUUCGUACCAAGGGAAAACUCCCACACAUCGUCCAACUCCAUCUCCGUCAAGACCGCACGUACUGGUUAUUCAGUAUUAGAUGGAGGUAGUUCGUUGAUGCCUGGCUACAGUAAUAAUGAGUUUCAAACUGUGGUUGGUGCAGACAUGCAUAAAAAUAUGCUUGAAACUGCCCCAACAAGUCCUAUGGUAGGAGGAGGCCGGGUGUCAGGUGGGGAAUAUCUUACGGGGGCAGAAGGUUCGUUAAAUAACGGUUCAGCGAUAACAGAAACCGUCAAUCAAUUUCAAAGCGGAUCAACGUUAACAGAAACCGGAAGCCAGUUGACAGGCGAACCAACAGAAGUAACCAUGGGAAAUCAACUGGCAGGUGGAUCAACAGGAGCGGAAGCAGUAAUUAAAUACCAUGGCGGAGCGACGCUUGCAGAAGGUGGAAGUCAAGUCGUCAGCGGAUCAACAGAAGCAGGGAGUCAGUUUAAUGGCGGAUCAAUGAAAAUUGAAACCGGAAGUCAAAAUCAUGGCAGAUCGACGUUGAAAGAAACCGGGCAUCAACUGGUCGGCGGAUCAACAGGGAUUGAAUCGGGAAUUCAAUAUCAUGGUGGAUCUACAGAAAGAGCAGGUCAAGUCCUCGGCAGAUCAACGGGAACCGGGGGUCGAUUUAUUGACGGAACAAAACAAAUGGACACCGGAAAUCAAUAUCAUGUCGGAUCGACGUUGACAGAAAUAAAAACUGGAUCUACGGUUACAAAAGGUGAAAGUCAACUGGUUGGCGGAUCAACAGGUACAGGUAGUCAAUUAAAUGGCGGAUCUACAAUGAUAGAAUCAGGAAGUCAACUGGUCGGCGAAUCAAUAGGAGCGGACCCAGGCAGUCAAUAUCAUGACGGAACUACGCUGACAGAAACGGGAAUUCAACUUGUUGGCGAAUCAACAGGAUCGGGGAGUCAGUUUACUGGUGGAUCAGCAGACAGUAGUCAUUUUACUAGUGGCUCAGCUGGAAGUCAUCUCGUCGGAUCAAUAGGAUCGGCGCUAACAAAAACUCAUUCCAAUAGCGGAUCAACAAUGACGGGAACUGGUAGCCAACUUAAUGGCGGAUCAAUAGAAAUUUCAAAACUAACAGAAGUUUUAUCAGGUCGGCUUGCUGGUAGUUCAGUAAGUAAUGAGUUGGGUGGUCAGUUCGGUGGAGAAGCGCUGAGCAUUACAUCUAAUCAAGGAGUAAGCAAUACUGCUUUUGGAUCAGGUUCUCUGAACGGAGGAGUAAACAGACUUGACGGAAAUAAAGAGGGAACAGGUUCGACUAAUAUCAGGACUUCGUUUAAGACUACUCAAACAGUUGAGUCCAAUGCACAAGCGGAUACACUCCCCGUUAACUCCAUCAAUUCUCUUGGUUAUGAUAUUGGAACACCAAACAGUUUGGGUAAUGGGAUGGAAAACUCCUAUGCUAAAUCUUCCGGAAAUAACGUGCUGUUUAGGGAGGGCAUCAUUCCAUCAACUGCUGGCUCUACAUCCUUUGGUAAUGCAUGGAACGGCGAACAAAGCCGCGGACUUCACGACUCGGUCAAUGGUGGCACUAGAGUGAUAACACAAACCGCUUCGGCGAGGACAUUAAAACCAUCCUCUCUUUCAGAUCUACCACCUCCACCACACAGUUUUCUUAUUCCUGAACCAGUACAUCACCUGCUAGUAAAAACCCAAAGAACAUCUACCCGAUCGUCUUUGCCCACCUCUUCCACUUUCGUGCAACCGUCUUCCGGUAGCAGUUUCGAUAGGGUCUUUGGAAAUGGUGCAAAAGCUAGACAACAGAAUAAUAAAGAAAAUGUACUUAAUACAAAGACCCAAAUAAUCACAAAAUCGCCAUCAUCUUCCCAGUCCAGCUGGUUAGAUAAUACACUCGGCAGCGGCCUCCAAGCGCCAAGUUCUAAAACUGCAGAGGGGGUUAUUCGGUCGUCCUCGUCCUCGUCCUUUAAUACCGGCAGUUCCUCCACCCCACAAAAAAAUACAGAUUCGAACUUAUUAAGGGAUUUUAUAAGUCGCCGGCAAUUACUGUCUAACGCCCGAGCUCUGGCAAACGUUGGAAUCUUAAGAGGAGGCGCAGCUGAUAUAAGUAGUAUUCUCAAGAGUUUUGCUGAUGCUGGUUCAUCUAACACAAUUCUGUCGGGGCGGACACGAGCUAAAACUGCUGUCUCUCUCGAUUCACCAAUGUCCGUCAAGUCGCUUGUGACAUCGAGGUCAACACAUAACCAGUUCAAUAGCCCGGCCAGAUCUACGGCAGAACGAGUACGUCUCGAAAAUAUCUUAAAUGGAAGAAUGACUACAAACAUUCCGUCAUUGACUUCCAAUAUGGUGUCGGCGUCUCCCACUGAAUAUGUAGGAACUACUAAGACUUCGUCAAGAUUUACCACAUCGGGUCUUCCGCCGAUUACGUCUGGACUGAAUUCUGUUAUGACUGCCCUGAUGAAGAACGGCCCUGGCAUCCCGGCCCAGAACCUUGGCGGUAGUGUAAUUGGUAUAUCUGGGAGUAAAGCAAGCGGCGCUGAUCUUUCCUCUAAUGGAAUACAAUUAUCUGGUGUCGAGAGCGCUACCAGUGCUGGAAAAAAUUUCCAAAUCUAUGGAAGUCAGAAUAACCCCGAUAUUAUAAAGCAGCAAGAAGGGAGUAGCAGUCUAACCGGAAGUGGGGGAAGCGGUGGAAUAGCUUUAACUAACGGGGGAAGCAGCUGGCGUUCUGGAAACGUUGACAGCUUAAGUGCAGUAAAUCAAAACUCCGGUGGAAGUAAAUUUACUGACCUCAAAACAAUAAUGGGGACUACAAAACACGAAAAUGUUGGCAGGACUACGACCACAACUACACAGACGAAGAGCGGAAACUUAGGAGGCAGUGGGGGCUCUACAACGACUAUUACAACAAGAACCACUAACUCUCCCGGGUCUGCAGCAUUCCACAAAGGCGGUACACUAGCGAAUGCUGGUCUUAGCUCUGACGGCUUCCAGUUCACCGUAUCGUCUACGACUGUCAUUUCGGGGCAAGAAUCACAAUCUGUUUGUCCAGGUCAAAGCCUGAUGUGUGGGGCAAAAGGAGACUUUAGUAAUACCAUUGGCUCCAACCUAUGGUGUAUAAACAGUUGUCUCAUCGACAGACGCAUGUGCAGAAGUGCAAAAUGUGAGUGUAGCUGCACGACAACACUGAGAUAUUUGCAGCAGGUCGGUGGAAUUUCCAGCACAAUUUCUGGUGGGUCUUCUGGGAGUGGAUUGCUGAAUAGCGGCAGUCGUGUGUUCGAAUCAUCGCGCUCUUUCCAGACACAAAAUCCGUUUGGAAACAUUAAAUCGUUCAGAAAAUCUGGUAGAACAGCAAUUCCGCUGGGAACUGCAAACUCUGUCCGAACGACAGAGACGUUCAAGACGACUAAGUCGUUUGGAAAUACCAAAAGAUCUCCAGCAUUGCAGAAUAGUUUUGGUAACGGAUUCAGUGGUAGCAAUAUCUUCCAUUCAUCAGUAAGUGGAUCGAGUAGAGGUUCAGUUGUCGGAGGUUCGUCCUCGUCUUCUGGGAAAAGGCAGAAAUCCUCCGGAAUAACAAUUUCCUCGGGACAGCGAAUGGUGUGUAAGGGUAAAGGCGCAUUCGAAACGGUAGCAGGUAUGGUCUCCUGGUGCGAAACUAAAUGUUCCAUGACCAAGGAUAUCAAAUGUCAUCCCAACACGUGUGAAUGCUCGUAUGUGACAGGAGGUUAA
Pecten maximus is the source of this 12894-nucleotide messenger RNA. RefSeq names its product serine-rich adhesin for platelets-like. NCBI's taxonomy places the organism in Eukaryota, Metazoa, Mollusca, Bivalvia, Pectinida, Pectinidae. The transcript is spliced from 2 exons. The record is from RefSeq and is a predicted model, not a curated record. The coding region runs from base 1 to 12894 and encodes 4297 amino acids.